AUGUCAGGUCUACAGAAUGAGAUCACUGAAUCUCAAAAACAACAAGAUGAAAAUGUUUCCGAGGAAGAAAAAGAAAAAUUAAUAAAUAAAGUAGUAGAACUUCAAGAAGGCUUAAAAGCUCUAGGAGAACGCGUUGAAUCUGUAAAACAAGAUUAUGAUCAAAAGCAAGCUGGUAAUCAGAUUCUUCAAACAUAUAUCAACAAUUUAAUGUCUUCGAAUGUGUUAUCUUCUGCUGGUGCUGGCGCUGGCGCUGGCGCUGUUUCUGGUGGAAUUGGCAAAAAGGAUGGUUAA
This is a messenger RNA of Ambispora gerdemannii, 291 nucleotides long. The record is from the annotation of a GenBank genome assembly. Lineage: Eukaryota; Fungi; Glomeromycota; Glomeromycetes; Archaeosporales; Ambisporaceae.